Molecule: messenger RNA, 1937 nt
Organism: Anastrepha obliqua
Lineage: Eukaryota; Metazoa; Arthropoda; Insecta; Diptera; Tephritidae
Product: mitochondrial outer membrane protein SLC25A46-like
Exons: 8
Coding region: 179-1696 (505 amino acids)
Biological process (GO): mitochondrial membrane fission; mitochondrial fission
Cellular component (GO): mitochondrial outer membrane
Source: RefSeq, a predicted model, not a curated record
UAGUUCUAGCGAAAGAGAAACAAUUGUAGAAUUUUUUAUUUUUUACCAGAGAAAAUUUUUAAUUUUAAUAAUUAAUUAAAAAUAUAGGGCAUAUCUGCAGGGGUGUGCACUUGGUAGCACUAACAAAAUAAUUUUACUAUACUUAUAUUUUGUGUGAACAUAGGUAUCUGAGCGUGUAAUGGCCGGAAUGAACAAUUAUUCAACAUUAAUGUAUGCAACAAAUCAAAAGAACGAGGACGAUGAUAGUGACGAUCCGGAACAUCAAACCCGACUACGUAACAUUUAUAGGGCUGACCAGCCGCACGCAUCAUUGACGACCACCACAAACGUUACAGCAGCGGUUGGCGCAAGUGCUAUAGUACCACCCAACACUUUAAACUUGCAACGGUCACACAUACAUUUUCCGUCACAUGAUGAGCGUUCACUGCAUACACAAAAUUAUCUCGAUAGUUUGGGCGGUUCGAUACAUGACAUGACAGCUGGAGCUUCAACGGGCUUAAAGUAUGUCAACUCGGAGCGUGAUCUCUCUUUACCGCUAGAAAAACAUAAAACACUCGACAAUUACUAUGACAGUCAAGAAGAUGAAAUUUCCAUUCGCAAGUAUCUCGGAAUUGGUGUUCAGUGGGUCAGCUUGGUCACCGAAAAUUUGCUCAGUCAUCCUUUCAUCGUAUUGCGUCGGCAAUGUCAGGUUUACAAUGCGUCCAGACGUUAUCAUCUGCAUCCGUUUGCACUUGUGCCCAGCAUCAUACAUCUGCAUCGGAGACAAGGUGUCACUACACUGUGGAAAGGUUUAGGUAGUUGUCUGCUCGUGCGCGGCAUGUCUUUAGCGGUAGACGAUGUUAUCUCUAAAGUAACACACUGGCCGAAGGAAGUGGAUAGUCGCACAUCGCUAAAACGAUUUGGUCAACACUUAAUUUUGAAAUGCGUUAGCAUUGCCAUUGUGAUGCCCUUUUACUCCGCUUCCUUAGUGGAGACAGUACAGAGCGAUAUUGCUAGUGAGAAACCAGGCCUCUUCGAUGUCUUUCGCGAAGGUAGUUUACGUUUGUUGUACUGGAGUUCACCACAAAAGGGGCGCAUGCUGCCAGCAUGGGCUUUGAUUGGCCCUUGUAUGUCCGUGGGCAUUACAAAAUAUUUAUUCGGACUUGUCAUCAAAGGCAUUUCAUCGCGAAUAAUGCGUCGUCGCAUCCAACAAGCGCAAGAACGUAAAGGUGCUAAGUACAAGGACGACACUUUGGAGAAUCAGAAUGUAGAAAUUUACUCGAAUCUAAUUUCGAUGCUAACAACGGAAGUGAUAUUCUAUCCGUUUGAAACAAUUUUGCAUCGUAUUCAAUUACAAGGCACUCGCACUAUUAUUGAUAAUCUUGAUAAUGGCUAUGCCGUUGUGCCAAUACUAACCAAUUAUCAGGGUGCUAUCGAUUGUUACCGUACCACAGUGGCCACUGAGGGGUUUUCGGGUCUCUACAAAGGAUUUGGCGCCAUAGUUUUACAAUUCGCUGCGCACAUAGCAGUUAUAAAACUAACAAAGUGGGUUGUUACGCAGAUAUCAGAAGUGGUUUCUUGUCGGCCACCACAAAAAGUUAUGCAAUAUUAUAAUUUGGAUCGUGGACUCAUCUCGAAUUCGACUACAAUUUCACCGAGCCUCAGUUCUAACAGUGAACUGGAUGUACAAAGCAUGGGAAAUCACUCGGUGGAUUGAUGUGAUUUUAUUACGUUGUGAUUGGCAUUAAAUAACCACUACAUUAUUCCAGCGUACAGACGAAUAACCAGUUAAGAUGUCAGUUAAAUACCUAUAUUUAUAAUAGAUUAAAAAAAAUUGCUUUCUAGUUACAAUCAAAACUGAUACUAAAUUUAACAAUAAUAUUUAAUAUAUCGUAUUUAAAAUAUAGAUAUAGCUAAAUUGCAUGAUUUUGUUAUGGAAGAUUAAUUAGAACGAUAAA